UAAACUUGAUGCUCAAGUGGAGAGCUAUCGUUGAUAGAUGUUAAAACCUCAAUCCCAGUGUCUGGAACGUCAGCGCAAUGUUUGCAGAUCAAAUGCUCAGCUUGAAAAAGUUAAACUGGCAGACAUGUAUGUGGACGCUAUUCUGUAUGGCAAUCAAAACGCAUACUAUGAGUGGUGAUUUUACGGGUAAGAACCAGAAGUGUGCUAGUGGAAUUUAUGCCAUGACUGCAGCGACGUAUUCAAAAUGCAACACUCACAGCAGUACAAAAAGCUGAAUCUUUCUGUCAGCUGCAGCUUCUUUGAGAUUUAUGGCGGAAAGGUGUUCGACCUUCUGAAGCAAAAAGCUUUAUUGCGAGUUCUUGAAGAUGGCAAAAAAGAAGUACAAGUUGUUGGACUGAAAGAGGCUCCUGUGAAGUGCGAAAUCGAUGUUCUUGAUCUGAUCCGGCAGGGCACGGAUAUGCGCACUGCAGGAACAACAUCUGCAAAUUCCAAUUCGAGCAGAUCCCAUGCCGUCUUUCAAAUAGUUUCGAGGAGGGGCAAUAAAUUAUGGGGAAAGUUUUCGCUGAUAGAUUUAGCGGGUAACCAACGUGGUUAGGAUACCGGUAAUUUUGAUAGACAAACCCGAAUGGAAGGUGCAGAAAUAAAGAAGUUGCUGCUUCCUUUGAAGGAAUGUAUUGGAGCCAUGGCCAAGAAUAGCCAACAUGUGCCAUUCCGAACCUCUAAGCUAACAUUGGUGUUACGGGAUUCGUUUAUUGAAGAAAAAGCGCGCACUUGUAUGGUAAGUGCAUUCUACGUCAGGGAAAAUACGUGCGCGACGCUGUUAAUUUCAGCAAUAAGAUGUUCGGCGGACUGUCGGUGCACGGGCAAGUAUUUUUGUGGCUGGAAGCCUUUUUUUCAAGUGAGUCUAUCCUAUUCUGCUGGUUUUUCUGGAGAAUUCUUGAGAUAUAAUCACUACUUAGAGAUCGACUAAAGAAAUGGCAAGAGCUAUAAGUGGCAGAAGCAGAGAUCCAAAAAGCAACAAGAAAUAAAAAUCCCCAUCGUUAGUGCUUAUCAAGUCCAUAUCCACUCAUAACUUUCGAAUGUCAUGUUUGUGCUCGUUUGAGAUCUUCCUUAUGUACACUUCAUCUAGCUUAUAUUACGCGUUUUUCAUGCUUUGUCGGGUUGAUUGUGAAACUUCCGCUACUUUACAUUCUGUGUUAUAGUAAUCCUAUACUAACUGAUGUGCAAAAAGAUUGGUUCUAAGAAAUGCUUUCCUAACGGUAUUCAUUGCGCAUCUUCCAAACCUGAAUUGGGAGCGUAACCUUCUCUAUUCUAAUUUUAUACUAAUUUCUGUCAUGCAUGUAGCAUCAACUAUCGUAUGGCUUUUACAAUUUGAAGUUUUCCAAUAAUUUAUUGUAGCUUUGAUUGUUGCCUCCUGUUUGGCAGAUUCCUCGUGGACAUGUGCCACUUAUUAUGCUGUUUUGAGGGAAUUCUGCCAAUAAAGUUGGUAGGUGCUGACUAUCAAUUGUUUCAAAUAAUGGUUUGUCGAGG
Cylicocyclus nassatus is the source of this 1530-nucleotide messenger RNA. Lineage: Eukaryota; Metazoa; Nematoda; Chromadorea; Rhabditida; Strongylidae. The record is from the annotation of a GenBank genome assembly.